Molecule: messenger RNA, 5724 nt
Organism: Sinocyclocheilus rhinocerous
Lineage: Eukaryota; Metazoa; Chordata; Actinopteri; Cypriniformes; Cyprinidae
Product: intersectin-1-like
Biological process (GO): positive regulation of Rho protein signal transduction; intracellular signal transduction
Molecular function (GO): protein binding; guanyl-nucleotide exchange factor activity; calcium ion binding
Source: RefSeq, a predicted model, not a curated record
UCUCUCUCUGCAGGGGGGUCGGAUACAUGGGUAAUAUCUGUGGACGAGAGAGCCAAACAUGACCAGCAGUUCCACAGUUUGACCCCCACACCUGCUGGCUUCAUCACAGGUGACCAGGCAAGAAAUUUCUUUCUGCUGUCAGGUUUACCUGCCCCCAUCCUCGCCCAGAUAUGGGCCCUGGCCGACGUGAACAACGAUGGGAAGAUGGACAUGCAUGAAUUUUCCAUCGCAAUGAAGCUGAUUAAAUUGAAGCUGCAGGGUCACCCCCUCCCUCCUUCACUGCCCACCUCCAUGAAGCAGCCACCCCUCUCCAUACCCCCGCAGCCCUCUUUUGGGAUGACUAGUAUGGGGGGAAUGCCAGGCCUGCCAGCGGUGCCACCCAUGCCCCUGCCCCCUCUGCCCCCAGGAGUGCCGGGAGUAGGCGUGUCUCCACCACUGGUAGCAUCAGUGACCCCAGCGGUACCAUCUCUUGCUAAUGGAGCGCCCGCUAUGGUACAACCCAUGAGUGGAUUCUCACAUCCAGCUUCGUUCAAUCGUUCCAGUAUCAAGCUACAGAAGGGCCAGUCUGUAGAGGCACCCAGUGCUCCGGCUGCUCCUCCGCCCACUGACUGGGCCGUGUCUCAGUCCUCUCGGCUCAAGUACCGCCAACUCUUCAACAGCCAUGACAAAAUGAUGAGUGGUUAUCUCACAGGUCCACAAGCCAGAACUAUUCUAAUGCAGUCCAGUCUACCGCAGACCCAGCUGGCAACCAUCUGGAACCUGUCAGAUAUAGACCAGGAUGGAAAGUUGACUGCAGAAGAGUUUAUUCUGGCCAUGCACUUAAUUGACAUGGCCAUGUCCGGUCUGCCUCUUCCGCCUUUACUGCCUCCUGACCUCAUACCUCCGACAUUCAGGAGAGUGCGUUCUGGUAGUGGAGUGUCUGUGACCAGUAUACACUCGACAGACCUACGGUCUCAGGAUGAGCUGGAGGAGGAGGAAAAAGAGGCAGAGAAAAAACUUGCAGUCACAUUCGAGGAUAAGAAACGAGAGAACUUUGAGCGUGGAAACCUGGAGCUGGAGAAACGUCGGCAGGCAUUGCUGGAGCAGCAGAGGAAAGAGCAGGAGCGACUGGCGGCCCUGGAGAAAGAGGAGCAAGAGAGGAAGGAGAGAGAACGACUGGAGCAGGAGAGACGCAGACAGCAGGAGCUGGACAGACAACUGGAGAGACAGAGAGAGCUGGAGCGACAGAGGGAGGAGGAGAGACGCAAGGAGAUCGAGAAAAGAGAGGCUGCUAAGCGGGAGCUGGAGCGUCAGCGGCAGUUAGAGUGGGAGAGAACACGCAGACAGGAACUGCUCACCCAGAGAAACAGAGAGCAGGAGAACAUCGUCCUGCUCAAAGCACGCAAGAAAACACUUGAGUUUGAACUGGAGGCCCUGAAUGAUAAGAAGUCACAGUUGGAGGGUAAACUGCAGGACAUUCGUUUCCGUCUCUCGGCUCAGAGGCACGAGAUCGAGAGCACCAAUAAGACGCGAGAGCUCCGCAUUGCUGAGAUCACUAGCCUGCAACAGCAGCUGCAGGAGUCUCAGCAGUGGUUGAGUCGGUUGAUUCCUGACAAACAGUGUCUGAAUGACCAGCUGAAGCAGGUUCAGCAGAACAGUCUGCACAGAGACUCUCUGUCUAGUCUUCAGAGGGCCAUUGAAAUGAAGGAAUCCACCAAACAGCAGCUGAGAGAGCAGCUGGACGCUGUGGAGAUGGAAACACGUUCUAAACUAUUGGAGAUAGAUGCCUUCAACACACAGCUGAAGGAGCUGAGAGAAAUCCACAACAAACAACAGAGGCAGAAACAAAAGGAGCUUGAGGCUGACAUCACCCAGCCGUCACAUGACCGGAAGUCCACAGAAUUGCAAGAGUCUAGGUUGUCAGGGACAGAAGAUGGCGUGUCUCCUGCAUGGAGAGAUGAUGGGCUGGGUAAAGCGCCCACUCCUCCUGCGUCUCAGGCUUGGAUAAGCCAAGUGAGUGAAGAGGAGAACCACAGCAGAGCCGAAGUACAGGAUAACCUCUCCAAACUCUUCCCACAGCAUCCGCAAUCAAGGAAACUACAGGCUCAGUCCCCCUGGUCUAUGGCAGAUAAGAUUCCAGUGUCUGGCUUUAGUCAGGAGAAGGUAAAGGUGGUCUACUAUAGAGUACUGUAUCCCUUUGAGGCCCGCAGUAAUGAUGAGAUCACCAUCCAUCCUGGAGAUAUAGUGAUGGUGAAGGGAGAGUGGGUGGAUGAGUCUCAGACAGGUGAACCUGGAUGGUUAGGAGGAGAGAUUAAAGGGAAGACUGGCUGGUUCCCUGCCAAUUAUGCAGAGAAGAUUCCAGAUUCUGAAGUUCCUCUUAGUCUGAGGGCUAGCGCUGCUUCUAGUUCCACCCCUAAAUUGGGUUCCCAUAUGUCAUCCGCUUCUUCAUCGACCACAGCCACACCCAUGCAGCCAGUCUCCACAGAGUCUGCAUCAAUAGCCCCGCCCUCCUCAACCCCUGCCCCUCCAGGCCCCGCCUCCUCCUCUUCCUCAACAUCCAGUAACUGGGCAGAUUUCAGCACUAUAAGUAAUUUGUCCAAUAAAAAAAGCUUUAAAGACUAUAAGGCCUCUUUCUUUCAGGAAUUACAUGAACAUAUGAAAAGAAUCAUGGCAUUGUUCAUCAUUUCAUUAGAUGGAAGUUAUGGUUAGGGUGAAAAGGUGGAGGGUCUGCAGGCGCAGGCUUUGUAUCCAUGGAGAGCCAAGAAAGACAAUCACCUAAACUUUAACAAGAAUGACGUGAUCACCGUACUGGAGCAGCAGGAUAUGUGGUGGUUUGGGGAGGUUCAAGGGCAGAGAGGAUGGUUCCCCAAAUCUUACGUCAAACUCAUCUCUGGGCCCGUCCGGAAAUCUAUGAGUAUUGAGUCUGGCUCUUCGGACAGCCCUCCCAGUGUUAAGAGACCCAGCCCAUCUCCAAACAAACCCACAGAUCUUGGAGAAGAGUAUGUGGCCAUGUAUACAUAUGAAAGCAGUGAGCAGGGUGACUUGACCUUCCAGCAAGGGGAUGUCAUCACGGUCACAAAAAAAGAAGGAGAUUGGUGGACCGGCACUGUGGGCGGGAAGACCGGAGUCUUCCCCUCAAAUUAUGUCAAACCUAAAGAAUCUGAGGGUUUGGGAUCUGCUGGAAAAAUGGGAAGUUUAGGGAAGAAACCAGAGAUUGCCCAGGUGAUUGCUCCUUACACAGCCACCGGGGAAGAGCAGCUCACCUUAGCACCUGGCCAGCUCAUUCUCAUUCGCAAGAAAAACCCAGGAGGGUGGUGGGAAGGAGAACUUCAGGCAAGAGGAAAGAAGCGUCAGAUUGGCUGGUUUCCAGCUAAUUAUGUGAAAUUAUUGAGCCCCAGCACCAGUAAGACCACACCCACAGAGCCCAACCCACCCAAGCUGCCAACACCCAAUGCAGUGUGCCAGGUGAUUGGCAUGUACGAUUACACGGCUCAGAACGAUGAUGAGCUGCCUUUCGGGAAGGGCCAAAUCAUCAAUGUUUUGAGCAGAGAGGAUCCUGAUUGGUGGAAGGGAGAGCUGAAUGGUUCUAUUGGCCUUUUCCCAUCAAACUACGUCAAGCUGACCACCGACACAGACCCCUGCCAACAAUGGUGUGCCGACCUCCACCUGCUCGACAUGCUGACCCCAGUGGAACGGAAGAGGCAGGGUUACACACAUGAGCUUAUUGUUACAGAGGAGAACUAUGUCAAUGACCUGCAGCUAGUCACUGAGACGUUCCAGAAGCCUCUGCUGGAGUCGGAAUUGUUGACUGAGAAGGAGGUGGCCAUGAUCUUUGUCAACUGGAAAGAGCUGAUCAUGUGCAACAUUAAACUGCUCAAGGCGUUGCGGGUGAGGAAGAAGAUGUCAGGUGAGCGCAUGCCGGUGAAGAUGAUUGGUGAUAUCCUGACGGCUCAGCUUCCUCACAUGCAGCCUUACAUCCGCUUCUGCAGCUGCCAGCUCAACGGCGCCACCCUCAUUCAGCAGAAGACAGACGAGGUGCCUGAAUUCAAAGAGUUUGUUAAGAGGUUGGCGAUGGACCCUCGCUGUAAGGGAAUGCCCCUGUCCAGUUUCCUCCUCAAACCCAUGCAGAGAGUCACCCGAUACCCCCUCAUCAUCAAAAACAUUUUAGAGAACACUCCAGAAAGCCACCCGGACCACAGUCACCUGCGGCUGGCUCUGGAGAAGGCUGAAGAGCUGUGCUCGCAAGUCAACGAAGGCGUGCGAGAGAAAGAAAACUCAGACCGGCUGGAGUGGAUCCAGGCACAUGUGCAGUGUGAGGGGCUGUCAGAGCAACUUGUGUUCAACUCGGUUACAAACUGUCUGGGCCCUCGGAAGUUCCUGCACAGUGGAAAACUCUACAAAGCCAAAAGCAACAAGGAGCUUUACGGCUUCCUGUUUAACGAUUUCCUGCUCCUCACGCAGAUCAUCAAACCUCUGGGCUCGUCUGGAACAGACAAAGUCUUCAGUGCGAAAUCCCACCUGCAGUAUCGCAUGUACAAAACGCCCAUCUUUCUCAAUGAGGUGCUGGUGAAGCUGCCCACUGAUCCUUCAGGAGAUGAACCUAUAUUCCACAUAUCUCACAUCGACAGAGUCUACACUAUACGGGCUGAGAGCAUCAACGAGCGGACGGCUUGGGUGCAGAAGAUCAAAGCUGCAUCUGAGCUCUUCAUCGAAACAGAGAAGAAGAAGAGAGAGAAAGCCUACUUGGUGAGGUCUCAGAGGGCCACUGGUAUCGGGCGGCUAAUGGUGAACAUUGUUGAAGGCAUUGAGUUAAAGCCCUGCCGCUCAAAUGGGAAGAGUAACCCAUACUGUGAGGUGACGAUGGGCUCUCAGUGUCACGUCACUAAGACGCUGCAGGACACUCUGAACCCUAAAUGGAACUCAAACUGCCAGUUCUUCAUCAAAGACCUGGAGCAGGAUGUGCUGUGCGUCACUGUGUUUGAGAGGGAUCAGUUCUCCCCGGACGAUUUCUUGGGCAGGACGGAGAUUCGGCUGGCCGACAUCAAGAAGGACCAGGGCUCUAAGGGGCCCAUCACCAAGCGUCUGCUUUUACACGAAGUCCCUACGGGAGAGAUUGUGGUGCGACUGGACCUCCAGCUCUUUGACGAACCCUGACCCACGUUGUUUGACCUGAUCUUCUGACCCCCCAGAUUCCAUUUCCGCUACUCCUCUGUGGUGAAAGCCCACCAUCCAGAUGUGACAGUCCCACUCCACCCAGCGUCAUGAAUCCCAGAAUGUGAAUGUGUGUAUUUGCGCAAGCGUUUGUGAGUCUGCAAAAUGCUGUAACAGUCUUAAUCGGUGAUCCCAAUUGGAUUUUUAUUGUCCUUGAUACCUUUUCAAGACAAGUGUGUGAGUGAAAAUGAGUGAUGUACUGUAGAGGGAACCUCUCAGUUCCCUAAUGAUGUGAAGGACGUCUCAGGAUGCUGUGAUUUUUUUUAAAGAGUCAAACAUACAGUAGUUGUAUUUAACACUCUAAUGACCCGAGAACAGUAGUGCCAUUUGAAACAAUAUUCUUACAGGUUUUCAUUCUAGAAUGAUCCUGUGUAUUCUAGAAUGAAAACCUGUAAGAAUAUUGUUUCAAAUGGCACUACUGCACUGUCAUUGCAGUGAAAUCCAUCGUUAUGGGUGAAUCUCAUGAAACCUUAUUUGCAUAAUUCUAAAAAAUUUAUAAUUCUCAUAACUGUAAUGUGAAAAAAUAUUUAAUUU